AUGCAAGUUAGUAGACUACCAGGAUUGAACAAUAUUCCAAGAAAUCUUAAAAGGCAGACUACUGACAACUCACAAUGUCCAGUUUCAUCAUCGACAUUGUUUGGUCCUGACAGCUUGACAAGGAAUAAAUCUGCUAGUGACAAGCUUGAGCAGGUGUCUUUGGCAGAUAAACCCUCAUCUACAUGUACAUGUUUGUCCAAGAUUGAAGUACUGUCCACAUCAAACGAGGGUAAAAACCGUGUAUGGGACAAGAAGCAUUAUUGCAUGUUUUGCUACAAGGCAUUUGCAAAGCUUCCCAGACAUUUAGAAAGCCAACACAAAGAAGAAGCUGAGGUUGCUGCGGUUCGAUCAACUAUUAGAUCUGAGGAAAGAGUGCAACAGUUGUGUACAUUGCGAAAUGUUGGCAAUCAUAUUCACAACUGUGAGGUUCUGCGAAAAGGAGAGGGCAAACUCAUUGUUGCUUAUCGACCAAGUAGAAACAAUUCUGUUGCAAACGACUAUGGCCCAUGUCCAUUUUGCUAUGGUUACUAUGUUCGUACAGAGUUGUGGAAGCACAAAUGUCCAAUGCAAAUUGUAAAGGAAGACUCUGAGGAGGAAGUUGUGGAUAAACUUGGUGUUCCAGCUUCCAAAAGAAGAAAAAUCCAUGGGAGAAGAGCAUAUGAGAGUCAACUCUUGAAACCACCCCCUUGUGGUAUUUCAUUGCAGCUGAAUGAAAUCAUAGAAAAAAUGAAGAAAGAUGAAGUGUCUCUCAUAGCCAGAAAUGACCCACUUAUUUUAGACUUUGCCAAGAGGUUACUACUGAAGGUUUAUCAUGAUCCCGACCAACAUGAUUAUCUGCGAACAAAGAUGCGGGAACUUGGUCGUCUGUUAAUACAGCUGAGGAAAAACUCAAGUCAGAAAAAUGCUGCCCUGGAAAGUUUCAUCAGACCUGACAGUGUUAAAGCCAUUGUUUCUGGUGUUCAACAGGUUGCUGGAUUUGAUGUUGAGCACCAUACCUUUCGAAUUCCGUCCCUAGCUCUCAAACUUGGGCAUUCUUUGCAGAAGUGUGCCAUCAUUGUCAAAUCAAAAGCUUUGGAAUCAGGUAACACCGCAGCAGCAAGAAUGGCAGAGCACUUCAAGGAAGUUUGUGAGUCAAGUUGGGAAGUGUAUGUUUCAACCCAUUCACACAGGACAUUGGGAGCAAUGAAGAGGAACAACCCAGUGUUUUUGCCAACUCAUGGUGACAUUGUCGAGAUGACAAAGUAUAUGCAUGAUGCUGGUGAUAGGUGUGUUGAACACCUCAGGAAUGAUGAGGGAGACUCGGUUAAAGAAGCCUGGAAUACCCUCAACGAAAUCACACUGUGUCAGAUGAUUUUGUUUAAUCGUCGCCGACAAGGAGAAGUUUCAAAGAUGCAAGUCACAGAGUUUGAGAAGAGGCAUACUGCAAAACCAGAUGGUAUGUGUGUACUGAGUAAGCUUGAAAUGCAUUUGUGUAAGAUUCUGCAGCUGGUUGAAAUUGUUGGGAAGAGAGGAAGCGUAGUUCCAGUGAUUUUAACAGAAAAGAUGAUCGAGAGGGUCUCCUUGCUCCUUGAGAAAAGAGCUAUUGUUGGAGUCCAGUCAGAUAAUAAAUUCCUGUUUGCACGGUCUUACUAUUCCAGUUCAGGACAUAUCAGAGGCUCUGACUGUCUGAGGAAACAUGCUAAUGUUUGCAAUGCCUCAAACCCAAAUCUUCUAAGGUCUACCAAACUUAGGAAACAGGUUGCGACAUCAUCUCAGAUGCUGGCACUCUCCGAAAACCAACUGAAUCUACUGGCAUCAUUUAUGGGACAUGAUCUAAGAGUGCACCGUGAAUACUACCAAGUCCCAUCUACAGUCCUACGAGUGGCCAAGUUGUCAAAGCUGUUCAUCUCACUUGAAAAAGGACAACUUCCAUCACAACAGGGGAGGUCACUAGACAGUAUCUCAUUUGAUGACGACCCUUCAGGUACUCAAUCAAGUGAGAGUGAAUCCGACAGCGACCACGUAUCCAACGAUCAUCGUGACCAAGCGGAUGAGAGUGGCAGGGCAAGAUGGCAGUCUACGCCAAAUUCACCAGAGGACCGAAGUUCAGGUUCUAAGAGGUCCAAGAAGCAGUGGACACAAGAAGAAAUAGAGGCUGUGAAGAGGCUGCACCACAUCCUAAUUUUCCGACUACCAGGGAAGGAGGAUAUCAUGAAAGUGAUGAGGGAGUAUCCAGUACUGCACAGAAGAACAUGGCGCAAUAUCAAGGAUUACUGCAGAAAUAACAGGGCAAAGCUAAUGAAACCCUAA
Molecule: messenger RNA, 2289 nt
Organism: Asterias rubens (European starfish)
Lineage: Eukaryota; Metazoa; Echinodermata; Asteroidea; Forcipulatida; Asteriidae
Exons: 4
Coding region: 1-2289 (762 amino acids)
Source: RefSeq, a predicted model, not a curated record